Molecule: messenger RNA, 1285 nt
Organism: Daktulosphaira vitifoliae (grape phylloxera)
Lineage: Eukaryota; Metazoa; Arthropoda; Insecta; Hemiptera; Phylloxeridae
Exons: 35
Coding region: 42-1118 (358 amino acids)
Molecular function (GO): metal ion binding
Source: RefSeq, a predicted model, not a curated record
ACGUAGAAAAUUGUGGAAGUAUAGAAUCAAAAAAAAGAAAAAUGAAAUAUCCAGUCUUGUUGUGUUUGUGUUUGGUGUUUUUUGCUGCAUAUGGUAUCCCAGUGAAUGACCAAAAUGAAGAACAUGGUAUCUCUGCCGACAACCAAAAUGAAAUAUCAUGUGGUAUUCAAGACGAUGACCAAAAUAAAGAACUAUGUGGUAUUCAAGACAAUGACCACAAUGAAGAACGUGAUAAUCAAAUCGAAGAAGCAAAUUGUACUCAAGAUGAUGACCAAAAUGCAGAUGAAACAUGUUCUGUCUGUUUAUUUAAUAAUCCAGAUACAUCUAUUGGAGAAUGUUUACAUAAAUUUUGCCAAGGUUGUAUAGAUAAUUGGAGAAUUGAUAAGAUAUGUUACCGUUGUCCUUUAUGCAAUCAUGUAUACGAUAACUUUGACUUUAUAGCUAAUGUAUUGUCUACAAAUUUAACAACUAAUGUAUUGUCUACAAAUUUAACAACUAAUAGUAUGAGAGGUGCUCUAAGAAAUAUCUAUACGGUUGCCGAUACACUUGUAAAUAUAUUGUACGCAGCUAUUAGAAAUACCAAUACGACUACGGAUUUUACUGCAAAUGAUUUAAUCGAAGCUGUAAAAAAUAUCAAUACGACUACGGAUAAUAUUGUACAUGACUUGGGUGAAUCUUUAAGAAACAUCAAUACGACUUCAAAUUAUACUGUAAAUGACCUGGUCCAAUAUAUGAGAACUCCUUACUUGAUCGAAGCUAUAAGAACUUUCAAUACGACUUCGGAUAAUAUUGAUGGAAUUUAUCGAGUUUUACUAAUAAAUAUGUUGUUUGAUGCUAUAAGAAAUACCAACAGGACUUCAGUUUUUACUGCUAAUGACAUGCGCAGAGCUAUAAGAAAUAUCAACCAUACUAGAGAUAAUAUUGUAAAUAUGUUGUUCGAAGCUAUAAGAAAUAUCAAUCAGGAUACAGAUAUUGGUGUAGUCGGUUAUCCAUUGAUUGUACUUUAUAGUUAUGUCAAUCCUUUGGUUGUAGAUAUUACUUCAGAUCAUACUGAUGAAAAUACGACUCCUCUAGAUAUAAAUGACAAUACUACUCCUCAAGAUACAAGUGAUGAUUAAGAAAUACAACUCAAAUAGAAAAUUAAAUAUAAUUAUUAUACUAUAAUUUUUUAAAAGUUAUUUGUGAAAUAAGUUUAUUUUUGACACUUUUUAAUUUGUCUAAAAUAAUAUUUUAUUAAAAAUAUUGUAUAAUUAUUAAUUAAGUAACAAUUAAAAAAAAAAAAAAA